Messenger RNA from Drosophila busckii, 6101 nucleotides. It is a transcript of the gene Set2, whose product is annotated as probable histone-lysine N-methyltransferase CG1716. NCBI's taxonomy places the organism in Eukaryota, Metazoa, Arthropoda, Insecta, Diptera, Drosophilidae. Gene Ontology annotation, cellular component: nucleus; chromosome. The coding region runs from base 93 to 5975 and encodes 1960 amino acids. The transcript has 4 exons. The record is from RefSeq and is a predicted model, not a curated record. Gene Ontology annotation, molecular function: histone H3K36 methyltransferase activity; protein binding. Gene Ontology annotation, biological process: regulation of DNA-templated transcription.
CCGUAAAACACUCUACAUCGAACAAUGAGUAAAAUCAGCUGUUUUAGAAAUUACUAUUAACAGUGAAAAACCAACGGCAGUUAGCUUAUGCUAUGGAGCAGCAACUUACAAAUGAGACUGUAAAUUCGACAUCCCCAUUAACGGCCCAGCCUCGCAAACGUGUCGGCCGACCGCCGAAGGUUGUCAAUGUCAUAGAUCCAGCAGCAUUGAUUACGUUCACCGAGGAGUCAACAGAGGCGCCAGCAGAUGAUGACUUCGAUACGACGUUAGAGGAGCGUGUGCUUACCGUAUCCCCAACGCUGUCAGAAUGCAGACGCAGCUCGCGCAAAAAAAUAAUUAAAUUCGAUGUGCGCGAUUUGUUAAACAAAAAUCGCAAAAAUAACAAAAUACAAAUUGAAGCGCGUAUUGAUUCGAAUACAACGCUUACCACAUUCACUGAUGACGAAUUAGUGACAGCAGCAACAAUAAUAGGACCGCCAUUGUCCUUUGUACACAGUCCAUUCAACGGUUCUACACUGCCAAGUCUGGAGGUUUUUGCCAAGCCCAAGCCUACGCAGAAUUUGAUUAUAACGCACGCAAGCGGCGAGGAGCCACGCCCUUCAGGUAGCGCUGAGGCGCCGCGCAAACGUGGACGCCCACGCAAGCUGCAGCCACAGGCACAGGUUGCAACGGAAGCCACUUGUAGCUUUAGCUAUUCCGACUCUGACACUAAUUCCAGCAAUUCCAAUACCAACUCAAGUGAAUCGAAAUCAAAGUCUAAGCUGCGUGUUGCCCUCAAGCGCAUGAGCAUGCCUAAUAGUAGUGAGUCCUCAGAUUCGGGUGAAUCGCUCAAGGGGCAAACACCGUUGACCCUCAGUCCCAUGCUAGAGGAAGAAGUGCAGCACACAGAAAUGUCGCUGCCAGCGCAGGAUGAUGACUCCAAUCAAUCGCAAAUUAUAUUUGUCGAGAUUGAAACUGCCAAGCAAGAGCUGGAUACAGAGCCCGAAUCGGAGACGGAGGCGAGCAACAAUUUCAAAGUGCAUUUUGAGCAGCACCAGGUGCAGGAGGAAGAGCAAGAGGUGCAACUUGAGCCUGAAGAGGUGCCUGAACCGGAAUCAGACAUUAUAGUGGAGGUAUGGUCGGAGCUGGAGCUGGAGCAGAGCGAAAAGCAUCAGUCUGAUGAGCUGGUCGUAGAGGAGCAAGAGGAGCUAUCCUCAGAGAGUACUCCCAGCAGAUGUUCAAGUGCACGGCGUAGCACACGCUCCGCUUUGCUUGCCAGUGACGGCAGUGAGCAAAAGAAAACGUUGGAGGAGACAUUCGCAGAGAUUGCGGCGGCGAGUAGCAAGCAGGCAACUGCUGAUCUGGUGGAAGAGCAGCAGCAACAGCAGCAGCAGGAGGAAACACUGGAGGAUGAUGAUUUGGGUGCGCUUAUAACUCUGCUGGAGGAUAGCACAAGUAAUCCAGCUAGCAGCGAUUGUUUGGAGGAGCAGGUUGUGGAAAUAGAGCGAGAAGUGGAGCUGACGGAAGAGGAAGACGAGGAGGAGCAACAGCGGCCAGCAGAAACACCACAGUUGGAAUUAGUGAGAAGAGAAGUUGUUACUCCGGAACAGGAGACGCAAGAGCAAGAGGAGGAACAGCCUGUUGUGGUGAAGGCGGAGCAACCUAAAGUGGUGAAGGCGGAGCAGCCUGAAGUGGUGCAGCAGGAUCAGCUCGACGUCUUGCAGGAAGAGGAGCUUGAAGUGGUGCAAGAGGAAGUCGUCAUUGAGAUGGAGACAACGGUUCCACUCGUGGUAACACCUGAGCCUGAGCCUGGGGCUGAAAGACUGAUCACUCCUACCAAUUCACUUGAGGCGCCUUCUCCCAUAGAAGAAGUUAUCAUAGCUCAAGAAGCAGCUACAAUUGAAGCCACCGAUACUACGGACGAUAGCAAAUGUAGUUUGGAAAUCAAACUAGAGACAAUUGACUCCACCGAAACUACGGAUGAGUGCAAAUCCAGUUUAGAAAUCAAAGUGGAGACAAUUGAUGCCACUGAAACGACGGACGAAUGCAAAUCCAGCUUGGAGAUGAAAGCAGAGGUUGCACCCAAAUCCCAGAGCUUGAGCAUUGUGGAAUGCGAUGCGCUGUUCAAGGCCUUGGAUCAGGCCAGCGUGCAGCAGCUGCGCCAAGACGAAAAACAACAAAAGAAGAAAGUAAAGAGCAAGAAGCCAGCGGCGCCGUCGCCGUCGCCAGCGCCACCUGCAGCGCAGUUGACACUUCAAAGCAGCGAUGAGCCGCGACGUAAGAAAACCAAAAGCAAACGUGGCAAUGGCAACGGCAAGUCCAGCAGCAAGCCAGAGCCGGUGCUGAGUCGUGAGGACUCAUUGGAUUCGAGCUCAAGUGGCAGCAAGCGCAAGGAGCUGACUGAGCUGGAGAGCAGAGAGUCGCCGCCUGAUCCGCUUAAGGAUAUAGCCAAGUUUAUAGAGGAUGGAGUGAAGCUGCUGGAGCGCGAUUAUAAGCCGGAAGAAGAGGAGGAGCAGCAGCAGCAGCAGCAGUCUGCGCAGCUAGCAGCAGAAUCUGAAGGGGACUCACAGCAAGAGGAAUUUGCACAGCGUGUGGCAAAUCUAGAGACGCCAGCCAGCACGCCGGCAACAACACCCGCCAGCACGCCGGCGACAACGCCCGCCAGCUCACCGCUGCCUAUACUGGAGGACAGCGGCAGCUCCACAGGCGUGCGUCGCUCGCAUCGCAUCAAACAGAAGCCGCAGGUGCUAAGGCCGAGCGUCUAUCGUCAGUCGCUGGAAAUAAAGCCUGCCACGCCCACCGUGCCCAUCGUACGCAUUAGCCUGGAGGAGCAGCUCAGCGAGCUGGCGCACAUCGAGACAAUCAACGAUCAGUUUCUGCGCAAUGAGGGACUGAACACGUUUCAGUCGCUGCGUGACAAUUUCUAUCGCUGCGCACGCCAAGUGAGCCAGGAGAAUGCUGAGAUGCAGUGCGACUGCGAGGAGGCGCACGGGCAGUUCUGCUGCGGCGCCGGCUGCAUCAAUCGCAUGCUGAUGAUCGAGUGUGGGCCACUGUGCAGCAAUGGGCAACGCUGCACCAACAAGCGCUUCCAGCAGCAUCACUGCUGGCCCUGCCGCGUCUUUCGCACCGAGAAGAAAGGCUGCGGCAUUACGGCGGAGCUGCAGAUACCCGCCGGCGAGUUUAUCAUGGAGUACGUGGGCGAAGUCAUUGACAAUGCGGAGUUCGAGCGUCGCCAGCAUUUGUACUCACGCGAUCGCAAUCGGCACUACUACUUCAUGGCGCUGCGUGGCGAGGCGAUCAUCGAUGCCACGGCCAAGGGCAAUAUCUCCAGAUACAUCAAUCACAGCUGCGAUCCCAAUGCGGAAACACAAAAGUGGACAGUGAAUGGUGAACUGCGCAUUGGUUUCUUUAGCGUCAAGACCAUACUGCCGGGCGAGGAGAUUACCUUUGACUAUCAGUAUCAGCGCUAUGGACGCGAUGCGCAGCGUUGUUAUUGCGAUGCCACCAAUUGUCGUGGCUGGAUAGGCGGCGAGCCGGAUUCGGAUGAGGGCGAGCAGAUUAUAGCUGAGAGCGAAAGCGAAUUUGAUCAGGAGGAUCAAGAGCUGGAGCUGCUGGAACAACAACAGCUAGAGCUGGAGAAGUCCAAGUCCAAGCGCGGCUCCAAGUCGAAGCUGAAGUUUAAGCUUUCCAGCACCGCACGCAAGCGCAAAGAGAAGGCCAAGGAUCGUGAAUACAAAGCCGGACGCUGGCUGCGUCCCACUAACUCCGCCUGCCUGCAUAUACCGCCGCUUAGCAGUCUGCCGCCCAAGCCAAUGCUGGAGGAUCCCGAUGUGCUGGAGCAGCUCAAGCUGCUCAAUCGCAGCGAGCUGAAGAAUCAGGCGGAUACGCUGCGCUUCUCGCGCUGCUUGGUGCGCGCCAAGCUGCUGCAAACGCGUCUCCAGCUGCUGGGCGUGCUCACGCGUGGCGAGCUGCCCUGUCGUCGCUUGUUUCUGGACUAUCAUGGGCUGCGACUGCUGCAGGCUUGGAUUAGCGAAAGCGGCAGCGAUUUAAAGCUGCGGCUGGCGCUGCUCGAGGCGCUCGAAUCGCUGCCCAUACCCAAUCGCACGAUGCUGAACGACAGUCGCGUCUACCAGAGCGUGCAGGACUGGUGCAGGGAAGCGGACGAGGACGAGGACGAUGCCAUGCAGGAGCGUUUGCUUGCCUUGCUGGCCAAAUGGCAGGCGCUGCCCGAAAUCUUUCGCAUACCCAAGCGCGAGCGCAUUGAGCAGAUGAAGGAGCAUGAGCGUGAGGCCAACGAGCCGCAGCCAGCGGGGGAGCGUGAGCAUGUAACGCCGCCCAGCAGCGCGGAUCGUUAUCGGCAGGAUCGCUUCAGACGCGACUUCAUCAGCAGUCGCUAUGACAACAAGAGCAAGCCCAGCUCGUCCCGCAUGUCGGGCAACAAUACAAUCUGCAGCAUUUCGGGCGGCGGCAGCUCCUCGCUCGGCAAGGACUACAACAGCAGAGACUACAAGGAGCGCUACAGCGGCAGCAGCAGCGAUGUGGACUCGCGACGUCGCUUCAUCAACAAGGAGCUGCGUCGCUCGCUCUUUGCGCGCAAGGUGGCCAAGGAUGAGGCCGAGAAGCGCAGCUGCUUGAUGAGUUUUCGCGAGCGUGAGCUGCGCUGCGAAUACUUUGGCUACGAGCUCACCACAGAUCCCAAGAUGCUGCCGUUGUAUCAGAAUACGGAGACGCUGGAUUGGUUCAACCACGAGGAUAUGCUUGUGCCACCGCCGCCGCGUGUUGGCGUCUAUCCACAGCCGCCGUCACCGGAGCAGCCCGAAAGCUUCGAGUACAGGCUGCCGCUGAGCGUAAAGCCACUGCCACCCUCCUGGCAAUGGAGCAUGACUGCCACUGGCGAUAUCUAUUACUAUAGUCUGCGCGAUCGCAUACCCCAAUGGGAGCCACCAAAUGCCGAGCAGCGUAGCCAGCCGCUCAUCGAUCACAGCUCACCAGUGCCGCCACCAGCGGUGUUGAUCGAUACGGAUCAGCUGGCCUCGGAGCUCAUCAGUAUCGACAUCGAUUAUGUGGGCAACUUGAGCUCUAGAUCGCUGGCACAGUUCGCGGAAGCGAAGAUACGUGAGCGACGCGAAAUGCGACGCAGUCGUUUGGUCUCCAUCUGCGUCAUUAGUCCGCGGCGCGAAGAGGAUCGUGUCUACAAUCAAAUGGAGUCGCGCAAGUAUAAGGAGAACAAGGAGAAGAUACGACGACGCAAGGAGAAGUACAGACGUCAGCGCAUCGAUACCACUGCCACGCCCGCUGCAGCCGGCGCUGAAACCAGCACUGCCGAGGAUAACAAAGCCACGCCACACUCCACUAACGACGUCUUGCCCAUACACAGUUACUUGUACUCCUCGGAUGAGGAUGAGAAUGCAGAGCCCGCUGCCAGCAAACUGCCAGUCGCGGAUGCUGAUGGCGAUGGCGACAAGGAUGCCAAAGUUGAUGAAACUGAUGCGGAUAGCGACAAGCCCAGCAGCAGCAGCGGCGAAACCACUGACGAAGCCGCCGCCGGCUCCAGCAGCGAUGCAGACGCAGUGGCCAAGCUUCUACUUGGAGUCAAGCGCAAGCUGCCACAGCUCAUCGCAGCCAGCGAAGCAGCACCACAAAAGAAACAUCGCAGCGAUAAAAAGCGCAAGACCUUGCUUAUCAGCACGCCCGGUGGACGUGAGGCCAUUGAAAAGUUUCGCUUUGAGAUUAGCGGACAUGUGGCUGAUUAUUUGCGUCCUUAUCGCAAGGAUAAUUGCCAAAUGGGACGCAUUACCAACGAUGAGGACUACAAGUUUCUUAUCAAGCGCUUGAGCCACCACAUAACCACCAAAGAGAUGCGCUACUGCGAUGUGACCGGCAAUCCUUUGGCCUGCACGGAGUCUGUGAAACACAAGUCCUUUGACUUUAUCAAUCAAUAUAUGCGUAAGAAGGGGCGCGUCUACAAGAAGCCCGCAGAUGAGGCAGAAUAUUGACAGUAAUCAACACAUACAAAAUAUGUAGACAAUUUUGACAUAAAUUAAAUUUAUAUACUUUAAGCUAAUGACGCGUACCCUUAAAAUGGGUAAAUUAUAUUGAGAAUAAACAAUUGCACUGAAUAC